GAUCAGAUUACAUUGGAAAGAAAGAUUGGAGAAGGUGGUUCUGGAAUUGUUUAUUUGGGAAAAUGGCAUCACCAUCCAGUUGCUGUCAAAUGUCUUAAACUUCAAGAUGCUUAUCAAAAUUCAGAUGAAAUUGAAAAGGAAGCAGCUCUAUUAUGCAAACUUAGACAUCCCAAUAUUGUAUUAUUCUUUGGUGUUUCAUUAACUCCACAGAAACAAUAUCUCAUUGUGGAAUAUUUGGAGAAGGGAAGUUUGGAGAAACAUAUUUCAUUAAUGAAACGAAACCAUCAAUUCGAAUUUGUUGACAAGUUGAAGCUUUUGAUUGAUAUCACAUGUGGAAUGGCAUAUCUUCAUUCCCUUAAAGUUAUUCAUAGAGAUUUGAAACCUGGAAAUAUUCUAUUAGAUUCUGUUGGAGUAGCCAAAGUUUGUGAUUUUGGCAUUUCUAGAAUUGCUGGAAACACUGCAGCAAACUCCACAACCAUCUGUGCUGGAACUUUAACCUACAUGGCUCCUGAACUAUUGCAAUCAGAUGCCGAAAAGAAUCGAAUUACAACCUCAGUCGAUGUUUACAGUUUCUCAAUUAUCAUGUAUGAAAUAUUC
This is a messenger RNA of Naegleria gruberi, 597 nucleotides long. RefSeq lists its product as uncharacterized. Gene Ontology annotation, biological process: protein phosphorylation. Gene Ontology annotation, molecular function: ATP binding; protein kinase activity. NCBI's taxonomy places the organism in Eukaryota, Heterolobosea, Eutetramitea, Acrasida, Naegleriidae. The record is from RefSeq and is a predicted model, not a curated record. The transcript is spliced from 2 exons. The annotation marks the transcript as partial.